AAACAAAAAACUCAAUUAAAAUACAACAGCAAAGAGUCUCCCUAUGCCAAUGUACCCAACGAUAUGUUCUACUGUCAUCUCUGCAAGAAACACAUGUGGGAUGCCAACUCAUUUGAGAAUCACAUCAAGGGACGCACUCAUUUAAUGAUGCGCGAAGGUAGAGAAAGCUAUCGUCUAAAGGCCAAUAUGAUCCGUCAGGAAGCCAAGAUUGCUGAGCAAUUGAAAUCCAUUGAAUUGGAUCGCUUGAAGCGUAUGGGCAAGAGCAAGCAACGUCAGUUGGACUACUGCACCAUGUGCGAUUUGAACUUCCAUGGUCAUAUCUCGGCCCAUCGUAAAUCCGAGGGACAUUUGCAAUUGAAGAAAUUCUUGCAUCCCAAGUGUAAUGAAUGUAACAAGGAAUUCGCCACUCGUAUUGAUUACGAUACCCAUUUGUUGGCUGCCGAACAUUUGAUUAAGGCCGCCGAGAAGAAUACCAAGGUUGGAGAACGUAAACGUCAGACCUUGCCUAUUCUCACCGAGGAGGAUGAAUUGAAGGAUGUCCGUCCCCCCACCAAGAAGAAGAAGAAGGCUGCUGCCAAGAAGACCACCGAAGCUGGUGAAGGUGCCGAAGUCAAGAAGGAAGGUGAAGAAGAAGCUGAAGGCGAAGAAGCCGAAGGUGAAGAUGCUGAAGCCAAGAAAGAAGGUGAAGAGGGUGCCGAUGAGACCAAGGAGGGUGAAGAAUUGAAUGAAACCCAAGAAGGCGAAGAAGAAGAAGUUGCUUUGCCCGUCGAUCCUGAAGACUGCAUUCUGGAUUUCCAUGAUGGUGAUGAGAUUCCCACGGAAGUCGACAACCGUUUGCCCAAAUACAACUGGACCCGCCCAGUUGGUACCGCUCUCAUCACCAAACUCGAAUGUUUCGAGUGCUCAUUGUGUGGCAAAUUCUUCGAACGAAAGACUGUCGAAGUGCACUCUCGCACUGUCACCCAUCACCGCAACUUCUUGAAAUUCAUCAACGAGAAGGCCAGCGACACCAAGAUCGCUCAAAAGCGCGCUGCCGCCGCCAUUGAAGAAAGCGAACGCAAGAAGCGCAAGUUGGAAGAAGCUGAAGCCUCUGCCAACGGUGAAGGUGAAAAGACCGAAGCCGCCGAAGGUGCUGAAGGUGAAUUAUACGAUCCCUCAGAAGCCACCGGUGAAGAUGAGGAUGUUGAAAUGAAUGAAAAUGGUGAGGGCGCCGAAGAAGGUGGUGAAGGUGCUGAAGCCGAAGAAAAUGGCGAAGAAAUGGAAACCCAAGAAGAAGCUGAAGAAGAAGCCGAGCCAGAAGCUGAGGCUGAGGCCGAGGCUGAAGCAGAAGCUGAGCCCGAACCUGAGCCAGAGCCAGUCAAAGAAACACCUAAAGCAGAAACACCCGCAAAGACCGCCACCAAGACUGCUGCUGCUCCCUCAACACCCGCUUCCGCUGAGGCCUCGCCUGCCAAGAAAGCAGCGACACCUGCUGCCCGUGGUGGUGCCGCCAAGGGAACGCCGCGUAACCGUGGUCGCGGUCGCUACAACCGUUACUAAGCUAGUUUAUUUAGCCUUCUCUAAGCAACCUCCUCCCUCCCCUUUUUCUAAUCACACUUUCCUUGAAUUGUCUUGUGGAAGUAAUUGACGCGAAUAUGUACUAUUCAGCAGAAUGAUUUCAUGACACUUUUCAUUACAUAUAUUUUUUUAUAUAAAUUAAAAUUUAUUAUAAUUUAACAAAAAAAAAAAACCAACAAUUUCAUUUAAUUACUAAAACUUACAAAAACCAAUCACAAAUCAUAAAACAACUUUUUUUGCUAAUUCCUUAUACCUUUAAGUUGUAACUAUAGUUGUAACUUAAUUCAAACCAAUAUAUUGAUUGCAUUAUAAAUGACACAGGAACACGUUUUUAAAAUAACAAUUACAUUAAACUAACAAUUAAAUCCGCAAGCUCAUUCGGUUUACUGAUAAAAUACACGGACAUCAUUUUUUAAAAGUAUGAAUUACUGAAUGAGCUCCAUAAAA
Messenger RNA from Lucilia sericata (common green bottle fly), 2004 nucleotides. Its product is annotated as zinc finger protein on ecdysone puffs-like. Gene Ontology annotation, cellular component: nucleus. Lineage: Eukaryota; Metazoa; Arthropoda; Insecta; Diptera; Calliphoridae. The record is from RefSeq and is a predicted model, not a curated record.